GAUAUUUUUAUUUAGUAAAACAAUAAAUAACAAAUUAUUAGCAUUGAAUCUUUUAUUAUAUUAACUAAAACAAAUUGAAAAUUAAAUUAUUCCAUGAAUUUCCAGUUAUUGUUUUCAACACCAUUUCAUCAGUGAAAUACAUGUAGAAAGAAAAUAUACAGUUUCAGCUACAGUAUGAAUAACAACUUUUAGGAUUACGAUUCCACUUUUAAUUCUAUAAUCUGGAGCACCUGAGAUCACUCACUGUUUUUGGUGUGGUUUGUGUUGCUCAGUCUUUAGUUUUCUAUGAUAGUUUUUUGUAUUGUUGUUUGUCUUUUUCUUUAAGCUACUGUAAUGGUGUUGUCAGUUUAUUUUCAUCUUAUGAGUUUGAAUGACCCAUCCUUAGCCUCUCUACUAAUCCAGUACGUUUGUUUAUCUGUAGGUUUCAACUUUGUUUGCUGGAAUUAAGAAUGUAGGUGAAGCAGAUGCAGAGAAUAUUUCUUCCAACAUAUAUAAACAACUAACAGAGAGAUUUGGGGACAGCUGGAAAACCAAGAUUAUUGCCAUGGGGACAGACGGUGCAUCAGUGAUGAUUGGGAAGAAAUCAGGGGUAGUUAAAAGGAUGAAGGAUCUCACAAAUAGGCCAAUACAUGGCAUCCACUGCUUGGCACACAGGUUAGAGCUUGCAUAUAAGGAUGCAGUAAAAGAUGUUAAGAUCUACCAGAAAUGUGAUAUUCUACUUCUGAACUUAUACUUGUUUUAUAAAUACAGUCCCUUAAACAGAGCAAACCUGAGAAUUAGUUUCAACUCACUUGGCCUACCAUUUUUAGUGCCAUUAAGAGUUGGAGGUACUCGAUGGCUACCUCAUACCCAAAGGGCUAUCAGUAAUCUUCUCACUGGAUAUGAACCAUUAGUGCAGCAUCUUGAACAGGAUUGUACUUACAUGAAGUGACUGAUCCAA
This is a messenger RNA of Mytilus californianus (California mussel), 940 nucleotides long. Its product is annotated as zinc finger protein 862-like. Bases 545 to 931 code for a protein of 128 amino acids. The transcript is spliced from 3 exons. The record is from RefSeq and is a predicted model, not a curated record. NCBI's taxonomy places the organism in Eukaryota, Metazoa, Mollusca, Bivalvia, Mytilida, Mytilidae.